Molecule: messenger RNA, 2166 nt
Organism: Yamadazyma tenuis ATCC 10573
Lineage: Eukaryota; Fungi; Ascomycota; Pichiomycetes; Serinales; Debaryomycetaceae
Gene: SET2
Product: histone methyltransferase
Biological process (GO): regulation of DNA-templated transcription
Cellular component (GO): chromosome; nucleus
Molecular function (GO): protein binding; histone H3K36 methyltransferase activity
Source: RefSeq, a predicted model, not a curated record
AUGUCUGAAUCGGAAGACGAUAAACAACAGCAAAGGAGGACGCCACCGGUAUUCCUUGACUGUGAAAGUGCCACUGAAGAGGCCUUACAAACUUUCACCCAGAUCACCGCCUGUUCGUAUCAAAACAAGCUGAUUGGGGACCUGGGUCAAAAUGAAAACAUGACAUGCGACUGCCAUGAGAAGGUGGAAGAGACCACAAACGUAAACCACGCAUGUGGCGACGACAGCGGGUGCAUCAACCGGGCCACGUCGGUCGAGUGUAUGGCGGGCGCCUGCAAUUGUGGCGACAGAUGCCAGAACCAACGGUUCCAACGUUGUGAAUAUGCUGCCAUCAGCGUAUUUCAAACAGAAAAAAAGGGCUAUGGAGUUCGUGCUGACACCGCCCUCGACGAAGGCUCGUUCAUCUAUGAGUAUAUUGGUGAGGUGAUUGACGAGGCCACUUUUCGCCGCCGAAUGGUCGACUAUGACAGUCGGCAGUUAAGACACUUUUACUUUAUGAUGUUGAAGAAGGAUGCUUUCAUUGAUGCCACCGAAAAAGGAGCAUUGGCUCGGUUUGUCAACCACCUGUGCUCCCCCAAUGCCUACGUCGACAAGUGGGUUGUGGGAGACAAGCUUCGGAUGGGGAUUUUUGCAAAAAGACAUAUUGCCAGAGGUGAAGAAAUCACCUUUGACUACAAUGUAGAUAGGUAUGGUGCCCAACUGCAACCGUGUUAUUGUGGAGAACCCAACUGUAUCAAGUUCAUGGGUGGAAAGACCCAGACGGACGCGGCCCUCUUGUUGCCCGAUGGUAUUAGCGAAGCUUUGGGGGUGACUCCUCGUCACGAACGCCAGUGGUUAAAGGAAAAUAAGCACUUGCGGACCAAGCAGCAGAACAACGACGCCACCAUCAACGAGGCGUUCGUCAAGUCGGUGGAGGUGUCUGAGAUCGAGGAGCAGGAUGUGAACCGGGUCAUGGCUGCCAUGAUGAAGUCUCACGAUGCCAACAUCAACCGCAAAUUGGUGGAGAGAAUAUACUUGACCGACGACGAGAACGUCAACCGACAGAUUGUACGAAUGCACGGAUACAAAACAUUGCUGGCGUUGUUGAAGUCACAGACUACCGACCCCGAUACCACCGUGAAGAUUUUGAAGGUGCUUGCCAAAUGGCCCAAGAUGACCCGAAACAAGAUCCAGUCACUGCAAAUUGAGGACGUGGUGAAAGAUAUUCGGGCCCAUACUAACAACAGAGAGAUCCGCCUGUUACUGGUGGCGCUUUUGGAUGAGUGGGGCAAGUUGCAAAUGGCUUAUCGUAUUCCCAAGGUGAGCCACAGUGAUGCCGGUCAAAUUAGUUAUGGCCGGAACCCUCGUUCUCUGUCACCAGAAAAGUUGCAGGAUCCAAACCCCGUCAAGCACGAAGAACCAGAACCACAAGACCCUUCCAGCCAAACAGAACUUCCUCCCGGGUGGGAAUCUGCUUUGGAUCCCAACACCAAUACGAUGUACUAUUUCAACCGAGACCUUGGUGAGACCACCUGGGAAAGACCCCAGGUCAAGCCCAAGCUCAAGCUCAAGCCGGUGCCGGUACCUCGUGGCCCUCGGCAGGACUCGCCUCCCCAGCGGUCUACCAACAAUUACAAUGAGCUGCAGAUAGCUGAGAUGGAAGCCCAACGUCUUGAUCAGGAGAAACAAAUGCUCUGGCAACAAAAUCUAAAUAAGCAAAAGUCUUUGCAAGAGUUGAUUCUCCAGUCACAGCGUGAAGCUGAAGAAAGGAAAGCAAUGGACUUGAGAUUGAAACAAGAACUCACCGAUAAAGCCCGUGCCAGAGCCAAGGCCAAGUCCAAAGUCAAAGGAUCCAAGAGCUCUGGUACCACGUCGAGUGUGGAAAAGCGGUGGAGCUCUUUGUUUGCCAAGUAUGUGCCGAACUUGAUCAAGAAGCACACAGAAGAAAUUGGCAAAGACAACGUCAAGCAGUGUGCCAGAGAAAUGGUCAAGGUAUUGGUGAUGAAGGAAAUGAACAAGGACGCCACACGAGAGCCACCGGCCGAUUUCGAGAAGAGCAAGCUCAAGCAAGUUAAAGAGUUCACCGGUAGCUAUAUGGAUAAGUUUAUGAUCAAGUAUCGGCAGAAGCAUUCCAAAAGACAUGGUGAAGAAACAGAAGGUACCAUAAAACGAACAAAGUUGACGUAA